Durio zibethinus is the source of this 704-nucleotide messenger RNA. RefSeq lists its product as uncharacterized. Gene Ontology annotation, molecular function: DNA binding; DNA-binding transcription factor activity. Lineage: Eukaryota; Viridiplantae; Streptophyta; Magnoliopsida; Malvales; Malvaceae. The record is from RefSeq and is a predicted model, not a curated record.
AAAAUAAGCUUAUUUUGAUCAACCAAGAAAGCUACACCCUACUUUUUGUUACAAGUUAGAAUAGUAUAUGGCUUAAUUUUAAGCCUCCAUGUUCAUAGCCCUUUGUAUUUUUAGUCUCUUAUUUUGUGCUAUGAUUCCUAGACUUGGAUACUGAUGAUAGAGAGAGGAAGCUAGCUGGAAAGAUGGAGGGAAAUAGUGCAGGGGAAUGUUCAAAGACAAGCCCAUCAAAACAUAAUCAGGCUGAGAGUGAGAGUGAGGAAAAUGAUGGUGAAAGUAAGCCUAGAAAUGGGGGAAGCUCAAGCAACAGCACGGUGGAAGAGAAUGAGAAGAAGCCAUCCGUAAGGCCUUAUGUCAGAUCCAAGAUGCCAAGGCUCCGUUGGACACCCGAUCUGCACCUUCGUUUUGUUCUCGCAGUAGAGAGACUCGGUGGACAAGACAAAGCUACCCCAAAGUUGGUUCUUCAACUGAUGAAUAUAAAAGGACUUAGCAUCGCACAUGUCAAGAGCCAUCUACAGAUGUAUAGAACCAAGAAGAUUGAUGAUCCAGGACAAGUCAUAAGCGAUCAUAGGCAUCUUGUGGAAAGUGGAGAUCGAAAUAUUUAUAAUCUCAGUCAACUUCCCAUGCUGCAAGGAUACAAUAACCAUCAUCAAGGCGAUAGUUCUAGUAGUUUCAGGUACCAAAAUUAACGAUUAAUGUACGUACUA